UAGAAGGAUUAAAUCAAACAGUCUGAAAAACAAAGCAACAAAGGUGAACACCGCAAUAUCCGGGGUGAUGCUGCGGCGCCAUGGUGCGGUUACUGUAACAUUGCUUAUAAUUGAUAUAUACUAUAAGAAUCCAGAAAGGCUGAGAAAGAAUCAAUCAUAAAAUCACAUUCACAUAUCAAUAGCAUCAACACACACAUUAUUAGAGAAGAAAAGAGUGAGAAGCAGAAAAAUGGGAGCAGAACCUUUGUCCAAGAACGAGGUUGCACUUGCACAAACACAAGCUCCCUUCGUUCUUGGGCUCCAACCUUCAGCACUUGUUGACCACGUGGCACGUGUGGAUUGGUCCUUGCUCGAUCAAAUUCCCGGUGAACAUGGUGGCUCCAUACCUGUUGAGCUUGGAGAGCUUGAACAUAUACUAAGGGAGGUGAAAAUUCAUAUUGUCUCAUGCCAUGACAAUGAUGAUGAUGAUUAUCCUUCUUCUCACAUUAAGACCUUGGCUGGAGGCAGUGUUGCUAACACGAUUCGAGGUCUAAGUAAUGGGUUUGGGAUUUCUAGUGGAAUUAUUGGGGCGUGUGGGGAUGAUGAGCAAGGGAAGUUGUUUGACCAUAACAUGAGCUCCAAUGGAGUUGACCUCUCUAGACUCAGGAAGAAGAAAGGACACACAGCACAGUGUGUUUGUUUGGUUGAUGACUUGGGAAACCGUACCAUGCGGCCCUGUCUCUCAAAUGCUGUGAAAGUUCAGGCAGAGGAAUUGGCCAAAGAGGAUUUUAAGGGCUCCAAGUGGUUGGUGUUAAGAUAUGCAAUACUUAAUUUGGAAGUUAUUCAAGCAGCCAUUCUUUUAGCAAAACAGGAAGGUCUUCUUGUUUCCUUAGACUUGGCCAGCUUUGAGAUGGUUAGGAAUUUUAAACAACCACUUCUGAAGCUACUGGAGUCUGGGAAUAUAGACCUUUGCUUUGCCAAUGAGGAUGAGGCAACAGAGCUUCUAAGGGGAGAACAAAAUGCUGAUCCAGCAACUGCUGUAGAAUUUCUUGCCAAAUACUGCCAAUGGGCCGUAGUAACCCUGGGUCCUAAUGGAUGCAUUGCUAAACAUGGAAACGAGAUUGCACGGGUCCCGGCCAUAGGCGAAGCCAAGGCAAUUGAUGCAACAGGGGCAGGGGAUCUUUUUGCAAGUGGAUUUUUGUAUGGAGUGAUCAAAGGUCUGUCUCUUGAAGAGUGCUGCAAAGUGGGAGCAUGCAGUGGUGGGUCUGUUGUUCGCUCUCUUGGCGGCCAAGUCACGCUGGAGAAUCGCCACUGGAUGUACAAACAAAUGCAAAUAAAGGAUCUUCCCACACCUGAUACAAUCCAAAUAACUAAUGAAUAGUCUCAAUGAAAGAAAGAAAGAAAGUUGUUGCUUCAAUGGGCCUUUUAUUUCUUCCUUUUCAUUUCAUCUCUUGCCAUUAAAUGGCUGUUAUUGUUCCAAUUGUGAACUGGUUUGAUUAAUGAAUGACAAGCCUUAACAAAUUCCAUGAAAGAAACGCAAGUAUACCUAGCCUUGAAUAUAUUUGAGCUUGAUGCAAGAAGGAUUGUCAUUAGGUAAUAUCA
Molecule: messenger RNA, 1581 nt
Organism: Glycine soja
Lineage: Eukaryota; Viridiplantae; Streptophyta; Magnoliopsida; Fabales; Fabaceae
Exons: 8
Coding region: 230-1360 (376 amino acids)
Source: RefSeq, a predicted model, not a curated record